GAUAUCUUCGAUUUAAUUAUUAUCUUUUAAUAAUUAAAAUCUAAGAUGGAAGAAAAUCCUAUAGAGGAUUAUCAACUAAAACAAAUAAAGGAUAAAUUUGAUAUUUUUGAUAAAAAACAUAUAGGAAAAAUCAAAACAAAAGACUUACCUCUUAUUAUACAUGAACUUGACAUCAAAAUUGAUAAAAAUGAGUUAAAUGAAUUAAAGAAUAUUCUGGAUAAUGAACGUACUGGAUGGAUCGAAUAUGAGCCUUUUAAAGAGAUGAUAAUAUUGAAAAUAAAGGAUAAUGAUCCGAAUUUGAGUAUUAUCAAGGCAUUCUCAUUAUUUGAUAAAGAUUCUAAGGGAAAAAUUACCCUUGAAGAUCUUAGACGUGUAGCCAAUGAUAUUGGAGAAAAAGUAUCUGAUGAAGAAUUAAUAGAAAUGAUUGAUGAAGCAUCACCCUCUGGAUAUGUAGGUAUUGUUGAGUUUGAAAAUAUUAUGAAAAGAGCUGGAGUUUUCUGAUUUCACUUUAAAAUACUAAUUCAAAUAAAUAUUGUAUUUUUUUU
Molecule: messenger RNA, 545 nt
Organism: Pneumocystis carinii B80
Lineage: Eukaryota; Fungi; Ascomycota; Pneumocystomycetes; Pneumocystales; Pneumocystaceae
Exons: 2
Coding region: 46-501 (151 amino acids)
Biological process (GO): mitotic cell cycle; centriole replication
Cellular component (GO): centrosome; centriole
Molecular function (GO): calcium ion binding
Source: RefSeq, a predicted model, not a curated record